Molecule: messenger RNA, 2574 nt
Organism: Zonotrichia leucophrys gambelii
Lineage: Eukaryota; Metazoa; Chordata; Aves; Passeriformes; Passerellidae
Gene: DRC1
Product: dynein regulatory complex subunit 1
Exons: 16
Coding region: 30-2414 (794 amino acids)
Biological process (GO): cilium-dependent cell motility; axonemal dynein complex assembly; regulation of cilium movement
Cellular component (GO): axonemal dynein complex; axoneme
Source: RefSeq, a predicted model, not a curated record
CGGACGCGCACCUGCGCCCAGGUGUGCUCAUGGAGCCGGGGGCGGACGGGGCGGGCCCAGGCCCGAACGUGGAGCCCGCGGAGCCCGAACCGGAGCCUGAGCUCGAUCCUAAACGCCGUCCCGAGCCGGAUCCCGGUGCUGAUCCCGGUACCCAUCCCGGUGCCGGUGCCGGUACCGAUCCAGGUGCCGGUCCCGGUCCCGAUUCCACUCCUGGUCGCGAUUCCGCUCCCGCUCCUGCUCCCGGUCCCGCUCCCGGUGCCGUUCCCGAUGCCGGUACCGAUGCUGUUCCCGGUCCCGUUCCCGAUGCCGGUACCGAUGCCGUUCCCGAUGCCGAUGCCGGUAUCGCUCCCGGUCCAGGUUCCCGUGCCGGUUCCCGAGCGGAUUGGCAGCUGCAGCAGCGAAUCGCCGCCCGCCGGAGCCGCAUCGAUGCCCGGCGCCGGGAAGCGCUUGGGGAGAAGGUGGAGCAGGACGAGGAGCAGGCGGAGGAGGAGCAGAAGGGGAAGAGCCUGAAGCUGGUGGAGGAGACCGAGAGGGCCCUGGCCAAGCUCCUUUUCCACGGGACGCAGCUGCUGACCAACGUCCAGGUGGAAUCCGACCUGCGGGAAUCGCAGCGGCGGGAAAAGGACAGGCAGGACAAGCGCGCCAGGCUGGAGCAGCUGGAGGCGGACGCCCGGCUGGGCACGCAGCGGCUGGAGGAGAUCGGCUCCCGCUGGGGGCUGGCCGGGGAGCUGCGGGCGCCGCAGGAGCUGUGGGAGCUGCUGGAGCUGCAGCGCCGCGAGUGCCAGCAGCUGCUGGCCAGGAAGAACCUGCUCAUCCAGGAGCUCCAGGAGGAGCUGAAGGCCCGGGAUGAGCUGUACGAGCAGACCCUGCGGGAGCAGGACGAGGCCACCCGGGUGCUGCUGGAGAGGAUGGAGGAGCAAACCAGAUCCAUGCUCAAAUCCUACCGGCACCACCUCCGGCACAUCGAGAAAACGUUCGAGGAGGAGCGGCGGGAGAUGCUGACGAGCAACAGGAACAGGUGGAACGAGGCCAUGAGGCUGCACAACGAGCAGGAGCUGGAGUUCCUGCGGAGGAAGGUGGAGCAGGCGCUGGAUUUCGAGCAGCAGCUGAACGAGCUGCAGGACGCGAGCACAGAAACCCACGACGGCCUCAAGUGGCAGCUGGAAGAGGACGUGGAGCUCCUGGAGCGGAAGCUGCGGCAGAUGAAGGGCUUGCACCACCUGAACCAGGUGAAGCUGGAUUACAACCUGGACGUGCUCCGGCAGCUGGACAUCGAAAACUCCACCCUGAGAUCCCUGCAGAAACGGAAAAUCAACCGGUUCCGGACGACGCUGGAGCUGCUGAAGGCCAGGAUGGCCCAGCAGGAGGUGAAGUUCCAGGAGGAGAAGCAGAGCCUGGAGCUGGAGCUGGAGCGCGUGGUGGGGCAGUUCCAGGAGACGCGCGACAGGAUGAGGCACCUGGCUCGCAGCCGCACCGAGCGCUUCCGGCGGGUCUGGAUGGCCAACGAGGAGGAGGCCAAGGCGCUGAUCCGGAAGGUUCUGGAAGCCGACCGGCUCCUGCACGAGCAGCAGCUGGGAAUUCCAUGGGAAGAGCCCCGGCUCUGGUUCAUGGACAACGUGGGACCCCUGGGAGACAUCCAGGAGAAGAGGGAGGCCAUGGAGCUGGCCAGCAAGCUCCUGGAAGGGAGCAAGCCUGGAAAAGCGGAGCAGGAAGGGAGGAAGAGCGGCAGGAAAGGAGCCCAGAGCGCCGAGGGAGGGAAGGAAAAGCAGGAAAAGAGGGACGACAGAAUCACAUCCCGGCCAGGAAUUCCCAGCAAAACCCUCCGGAGAAUCCUGGAGGUGAUGAGCGAGGAAUCGACGUUCCUGCUGGAGAACAAACUCCUGAAGCCGCUGCGGGAGGUGGUGGGACCCAAGAACGACGUCCAGCAACUCCGGAACAUCUUCGAGGCCCUCCACAUCGAGGACGAGGACGAGCUCCGCGCCCUCGUGGAUUUUUUCCUGGAUUACGAAACCCACCACGCUCCCAAGAUCCCGGUGGAAGAUCCGGCCGGGAGGAGCCGAUCCCAUUCCCAGCACGGAUCCCUCUCUCACAUCCCGGUUAUCCAAGUGGAUCACGUCCUGAAAAUCCUGAGGGAAUUCCUGCAGGAAUUUCCCAAGCUGAGGGACGAGGGGCCCCCCAGGGAACUCCAGGACACGCGGGACAAUUCCAAGGACCGGGAAUACUGGGAAGCCAUGACCCAAAUCAUUCCCCAGCGGAAACUCAAACUUUGGGAUGCGCUCGGAUCCGCGCUCGUGGAAUACCACAAAGUGCUGACCAGGAGAUCCCAGCUUUUUUCCGAGGCCACGGCGCUGCAGCAGCAGAACACGGAGCUGGGAAUGCUGCUGGAGGAAUAUUUGGGAUCCACGCAAGGUUGAUCCCCGCUGAGCUCAGCCUUGGAUUCCCGGGAAUAUUCCGGAAUAUUCCGGAUGUGGAUCCGGAAUAAAACCCGGGAAUCGCCGGUGCCGGGUGUGGAUUUCCCUGGAUGGGAGCCAGGAAUUCCUGGAAGGGGUUAAAUAAAUCAUUCCCAAACCUGGA